AAAAAACCCUUUACUGAAGUAAUUAAAGCCAACAUUGGAGAUGCACAUGCAAUGGGACAGAGGCCAAUCACCUUCCUCCGUCAGGUAGUGGCACUGUGUACUUACCCAAACCUGUUGGACAGCCCAAGUUUUCCAGAAGAUGCCAAAAAGCGAGCCAGACGGAUCUUGCAGGGUUGUGGAGGAAACAGCUUAGGAUCUUACAGUGCCAGUCAAGGUAUAAAUUGCAUCCGUGAAGAUGUUGCUUCAUAUAUUGAAAGAAGAGAUGGAGGGGUUCCUGCAGAUCCAGAUAACAUAUAUCUUACCACUGGGGCAAGUGAUGGUAUUGCUACAAUUUUAAAGAUCUUGGUCUCAGGAGGUGGAAAAUCCCGAACAGGAGUGAUGAUCCCUAUACCACAAUAUCCCUUAUAUUCAGCAGCCAUAUCUGAACUAGAUGCUAUCCAGGUGAACUACUAUUUGGAUGAAGAAAAUUGCUGGGCUCUAGAUGUGAAUGAACUUCGCCGUUCCUUGAAUGAAGCCAAGGCAUAUUGCAAUCCCAAAGUCCUCUGUAUCAUCAACCCUGGAAAUCCCACAGGACAGGUGCAAAGCAGAAAGUGCAUUGAAGAUGUGAUACACUUUGCUUGGGAAGAGAAACUUUUUCUUCUGGCUGAUGAGGUUUACCAGGACAAUGUGUACUCUGAAGGAUGCCAGUUUCAUUCUUUCAAAAAGAUUCUGUAUGAGAUGGGACCCGAGUACUAUAACAAUGUUGAGCUGGCCUCUUUUCACUCCACCUCUAAGGGAUACAUGGGCGAAUGUGGCUACAGAGGAGGUUACAUGGAGGUCAUUAACUUGCACCCAGAAAUUAAAGGACAGCUUGUUAAACUGCUUUCUGUUCGCCUUUGUCCUCCCGUCUCAGGACAAGCAGCAAUGGAUAUUGUAGUGAAUCCUCCAAUACCUGGAGAAGAAUCUUAUUCCCAGUUCAUAAAGGAGAAGGAGUCGGUUUUGAACAACCUUGCCAAAAAAGCCAAACUAACAGAAGACAUGUUUAACAAGGUGCCAGGAAUUCACUGCAAUCCACUUCAAGGAGCUAUGUAUGCCUUCCCACGGAUCUUUAUUCCUUCCAAAGCCAUUGAGGAAGCAAAGGCUCAUAAAAUGGCACCUGAUAUGUUCUAUUGCAUGAAACUUCUGGAAGAGACCGGAAUAUGUGUUGUACCUGGAAGUGGAUUCGGCCAAAGAGAAGGAAGCUACCAUUUCAGAAUGACCAUUCUUCCUCCAGUAGAGAAGCUGAAGAUCCUACUGGAGAAAGUGAAAGACUUCCACAUAAAGUUUCUUGAAAAAUAUGCAUGAAACUACUGUGGCUUUUUCCCCUCAUCCCCUCCCCUUCAAGGUGAAUGCAGAAAAUGAACAAAGAUGUGCUGAGAAUGUGCUGUUCAUCUAAUUUAACUAAAUUCAAAAUAGAUAGAACCAAUUGCAGAUACUGCUACAACUUACUGGACUAUUAAAUUUAAUGUCUGCUAUAGAAGACAUUGUUAUACCAACUUUUUUUUAAGGGGAAGGGGAGAAUGUGAAGAAAGUGGUGAGAAGAAAGAGUCAGUAAAUGAUUUUGUGCCUUGAUUGGAAGUUACAUUUGUGAACUUUUGACUCAAUAGGUUGGGAAAGGGAGUUGCUCAUUAAAAUUACUACUGUUAUGUGGGGUUUUUUUACAAACCAGAAAUGUAAAAAGCGAUUGUUCAGCUAGGAACACGUUUCCCGUCUUAAAAUUCUACUAAACAAAAAUUCAAAAGCCUACAUUAUAGGUAUUGUUUGGUUUGAUCUGUUGUUGUUGUUGUUGUUAAGUAUGAAGUGUUCUCCAGAUCUGAUUAAGAAUGUAGGUACAGCGUGGUUAUUUUAAAAAAAUAAUAAUUGGCAGAUAUGCACAGAUACUUUGAACUUCUGUUAAAAAGAAAUCCUGCCAUCACAGCAUAAUCUGAGUGGAAUAUAUGGUUUUGAUCAGAGGACUGAACGUGGUGUCUGCUUGAACCCUAUUUUUAGGAAACUGAAGCAUAAGGA
Antrostomus carolinensis (chuck-will's-widow) is the source of this 2025-nucleotide messenger RNA. It is a transcript of the gene GPT2, whose product is annotated as glutamic--pyruvic transaminase 2. Gene Ontology annotation, molecular function: transaminase activity; pyridoxal phosphate binding. NCBI's taxonomy places the organism in Eukaryota, Metazoa, Chordata, Aves, Caprimulgiformes, Caprimulgidae. Gene Ontology annotation, biological process: biosynthetic process. The transcript is spliced from 10 exons. The record is from RefSeq and is a predicted model, not a curated record. The coding region runs from base 52 to 1323 and encodes 423 amino acids.